Striga hermonthica is the source of this 2562-nucleotide messenger RNA. The record is from the annotation of a GenBank genome assembly. NCBI's taxonomy places the organism in Eukaryota, Viridiplantae, Streptophyta, Magnoliopsida, Lamiales, Orobanchaceae.
AUGUCGGCGCCUGCUGCCUCACUCGAACGCCCUCGUAUUGGGAACUCGAAUACGAUAUUCAAGAGUGGACAUCUGCUCAUAUCAUCUAAAGCAGGCUUGGGGUGGAAGUCUUGGAAGAAGAGGUGGUUUAUCCUUACACGCACUUCUUUGGUUUUCUUCAAGAAUGACCCUAGUGCACUUCCACAGCGCGGUGGUGAAGUAAAUUUGACUUUGGGUGGAAUUGAUUUAAAUAAUUCCGGGAGUGUUGUUGUUAGAGAAGACAAGAAACUGUUGACUGUUCUAUUCCCUGAUGGACGUGAUGGACGGGCAUUUACUCUUAAGGCUGAAACUUCUGAGGACUUGUUUGAGUGGAAAACUGCCCUUGAGAAUGCUCUGGCACAAGCCCCCAAUGCUGCUCUUGUUAUGGGACACAAUGGGAUAUUUAGAAAUGAUGCUGGUGAUUCUAUUGAGGGGUCUUUCCAUCAAUGGAGAGAGAGACGCCCGGUGAAGUCUUUGGUUGUAGGACGUCCAAUUUUGCUUGCAUUGGAAGAUAUCGAUGGUGGCCCGUCCUUCCUAGAGAAAGCACUUCGGUUUCUCGAGAAAUAUGGAAUUAAAGUAGAAGGAAUUUUGAGGCAGUCUGCAGAUGUUGAAGAAGUGGAACGAAGGGUUCAAGAAUAUGAGCAAGGCAAGACUGAAUUUGACCCUGCUGAGGAUGCUCAUGUUAUUGGUGACUGCAUUAAGCAUAUUCUUCGGGAGCUACCUUCCUCGCCUGUCCCUGCAUCAUGUUGCACUGCCUUGUUGGAAGCCUUCAAAAUCGACCGAAAGGAAGCCAAGGUGAAUGCAAUGCGCUCUGCCAUACACGAAGCAUUUCCAGAACCAAAUAGACGCCUCCUGCAGAGAGUUCUUAAAACGAUGCAUACGAUUUCUUCUCAUUCCUCUGAGAAUCGUAUGACCCCGUCGGCCGUUGCUGCUUGCAUGGCUCCAUUGCUGCUUCGUCCACUUUUAGCUGGUGAAUGUGAAUUAGAGGAUGACUUUGACAUCAAUGGAGAUCAUUCGUCUCAGCUUCUUGCUGCUGCAAGUGCUGCUAAUAGUGCCCAAGCAAUUGUUACAACUCUACUUGAAGAGUAUGACAAUAUUUUUGACGAUGAUAUUCUGCACAGGUGCUCCAUGUCUGUAGAUUCUCAAACUGAUAACAGUGCAAGUGAAGAUUCGAGCGAUGAUCCUGACAUAACAAUCCAUGGUUAUCACGAUGCUCAAAACGAAGCCGACCAUGAUACGGAUUCUGAAUGUGACCGCUCGCAUAGUGGGAAGUUAAGCAGUGUCUCGGGUGCUAGUGAUCUUUAUGACUAUAAGGCCAUUGGAAAUGAUGAUUCGGAUGACGGUUCUCGUUCUAUAGAAACAAAAUCAAAUCCAGUAUUGGACCUUAGAACUAUUAGUGAUUCUGUUAUUUUAGUUAACGACCAACUAAGGGCACGUGAGAAAAACUCGACUAGUGCUUCUGAAGAUAUACUUCGUAAUGAGGCCCAGAGAUCUAUGGGAGAGAUUUUGUCCUCAAUGAAUCAAGAGCCCCAUCAACCAGUCACUGGACCCAACCUACCGACUGAGAAGGAAAUACUCAAAUCCACUAAUACGAGUAAUGGUAGUGCCAAAAAGGGGCCAUUUUGGGGAAAGAAAAAUGCCAGGAAAUCUCCUUCAACAGGAUCGAUUGAUUCAUCUGGAGAGGAAGAGCUUGCCAUCCAGAGACUGGAGGUAGCUAAAAAUGAUUUGCGCCAAAGAAUUGCGAAAGAGGCAAGAGGAAAUGCAAUUUUGCAAGCUAGCUUGGAGAGAAGGAAGCAAGCUUUGCAUGAAAGGCGAUUGGCACUUGAACAAGAUGUAGCAAGACUGCAAGAACAAUUGCAAGCUGAGAGAGAGCUUCGUGCUGCUCUGGAAGUUGGCCUAAGCAUGUCUUCUGCGCAAUUUCCCGGUUCUCAUGGCAUGGAUUCCAAGACGAGGGCUGAACUCGAGGAGAUAGCUCUUGCCGAGGCUGAUGUUGCGAGACUGAAGCAGAAAGUUGCCGAGCUUCACCAUCAGCUUAACCAGCAACGUCAGCAUCACUACGGCCCGCUUUCUGAUGCACGCGAACGAAAAUAUUUCCAGCAAGACUUUGAUACGACUCUCGCUGUCUGUAACAACGAGAGGAAACAAAGGACAGAGGAGUUAUUGGGUUCGGACUCGAGAAAUGUUAAGGGACAAAUAUCGACAGCUGGUACCAAUAGCAAGCUUUCUUCCAGGAAGAACUUAGUGGAGUCGCCUAGCAUAAGUAAUUCCAAAAGUACUGAAGCAUCCACAGGUUUAUCUGCGGACGAUCUCGGUGCUGUUGAUUCUGCAUAUUUGCCUUCUACUUCUAGAACAGCUGAGGUGAUGGAUUAUCCUCGUCAUCCAUCAGCAGCAUCCUCGACUCUAGUGGAGUUGACAACACGUCUUGAUUUUUUCAAGGAAAGAAGGUCUCAGUUAAUGGAGCAACUCCAGAACUUGGAUUUGAACUAUGGAUCAAUUAAUCAUCAAGAUUUUGUGUACAAACCAUCAUCUCCUCCAUGGAGCUAG